AUGCUUGAGGAAUAUGAAGCCCUCAUCAGAAAUAAUACAUGGUCCCUCACACCUCUGCCCCAGGAUCGCAAGGUAAUUGGCAGCAAAUGGGUGUUCAAACUCAAACAAACUCCAUCUGGUGAGAUUGCUCGUUACAAGGCUCGUCUGGUUGCUCAAGGUUUCAACCAAGACUAUAGCAUCGAUUACUUUGAGACCUUCAGUCCAGUUGUCAAGCCUACUACCAUUCUACUUGUUCUGUCAAUUGCUCUGUCUCAGAACUGGAUCAUUAGGCAACUUGACGUACACAAUGCCUUCCUCAAUGAUGACUUAUCUGAGGAAUCCAAGUACAUCCACAGUCUUCUUGAACAUAUACAACUUACUGACUGCAAGCUAAUUCACUCUUCAAUGGCUGUUGGCAUCUCGCUGUCCCUCACCGAUGGUCAAUCACUGGAUAACCCCUCUGAAUACAGAAGCCUAGUUGGUGCUCUCCAAUUGUACACUGACCAGACCAGACAUCAGCUUCAGUGUCAAUAG
Molecule: messenger RNA, 513 nt
Organism: Benincasa hispida (wax gourd)
Lineage: Eukaryota; Viridiplantae; Streptophyta; Magnoliopsida; Cucurbitales; Cucurbitaceae
Source: RefSeq, a predicted model, not a curated record